This is a messenger RNA of Drosophila hydei, 2034 nucleotides long. It is a transcript of the gene lovit, whose product is annotated as proton-associated sugar transporter A. Lineage: Eukaryota; Metazoa; Arthropoda; Insecta; Diptera; Drosophilidae. The transcript is spliced from 7 exons. Bases 136 to 2034 code for a protein of 632 amino acids. The record is from RefSeq and is a predicted model, not a curated record. Gene Ontology annotation, cellular component: membrane. Gene Ontology annotation, molecular function: sucrose:proton symporter activity.
AUGCCAAGUUCGGCGAAUGUUGUUCACUUAUUGCGAAGCCAUAGACAUUUUUAGUUCAGCAAUAUUUAACCAUAGUAUUUGGCUAGGUUGCAUCUCAAGCCGAAUUUUGAAUAAAAAAUCAAUCAAUACGUCGCAAUGGAAAAAUUACAUGAAUAUCAAGGAAUAACCGGCCGACUCCACCAAUUGAGAGAUAAUAUUAAAGAGAAAUAUUCCUCCAUAAACCAGGAAAACUCACCCAACAUUUUUGAAAAAGCUAAAACUACUGCUUUGGAUCAACUGAAAGGCAAUGCAAGUGCUAACGUGGACUACUCCCAUAUUUAUAGAUACAAAACCCGUGCGGAACUUGUGCGAGUCUCUGCAGCAGUGAUGGGCAUUGAGUUUUCAUAUGCAGCGGAAACAGCUUUCGUGUCGCCAACAUUACUUAAAAUUGGCGUGGAGCAUCAGCACAUGACUUUGGUGUGGGCUCUCUCACCUCUGGUUGGAUUUUUUCUGUGCCCUAUUUUGGGGUCAUUUUCAGAUCGCUGCAAGUUAAAUAUGGGACGACGGCGACCAUUCAUAAUUAUAUUGUCUAUUGGGGUUUUUCUGGGUUUGAUCUUGGUGCCAAAUGGGGAAAACUUAGGAUAUUGGUUCGGUGACAUCGAUCCACACUUGCAGGCUGCUGCCAUGAAUACUACGUAUAAUACGACGUAUAACUAUUUAAAUAUUAUGCCUCAUAGAGCGACUGCGUCAAAGUCGGAAAGUGAAACAUAUGUUAAGACAUCACAUCCUUGGGGAAUUUUUUUUACUGUUCUGGGUACUGUACUACUUGACUUUGAUGCGGACGCCUGUCAAAGUCCAUCGAGAGCAUACCUCUUGGACGUAUGUAUUCCAGAAGAUCAUGCGAAGGGACUGUCAACAUUUACAAUAAUGGCUGGCCUAGGAGGCUUCUUUGGCUACUCAAUGGGUGGCUUAAACUGGGAUGAAACAGAAAUUGGUAGACGCUUGGGAGGACAUGUGAAGGCUGUUUUCACGAUAAUUACAUUUAUUUUCAUCGCCUGUGUAUCAUUCACAAUAACCAGCUUUACUGAAAUCCCGCUUUGGGCACUUUCUACAUCUUUGCGACAAAAGGAAAAAUGUCAGGCAGACAACGCAUCUGUAAAUUACGGCACUAUUAAUAACGACGACGACUGCAAAAGUGAUAAGAAUUACGUAGAGCUGACACCACCGAUGCCAUCAGAAAACUUUGGCGACGUCAAAGAUAACUUUGGCGAAACUUCUUUCACUGAAAACCCGGAGACCUUGAUGCAGGCCACGAAUGAAGUAGAGGGAGAUAUUUCGCUGUCGCAAAAUAACGUGGAAAUACAAUCCUUAUCGCAUUAUUUGCUUUCUAUUGUUUACAUGCCGUAUUCCCUGCGUAUAGUUUGUCUGACAAAUCUCUUCUGCUGGAUGGCACACGUGUGCUACUCACUUUAUUUUACUGAUUUUGUCGGGGAAGCUGUCUUUAACGGCGAUCCAAGAGCAAUAGAGGGCUCAAUCCCACAAAGGAGAUAUGAAGAGGGCGUUCGAUUCGGAUGUUGGGGUAUGGCGAUGUAUUCCCUUUCCUGUGCCUGUUACUCUCUUGUAAUUGAUAAGCUCAUUCAACGAUUCAGGGCAAAAACUGUUUAUGUUGGAGGACUUCUCUUCUAUUGUACUGGGAUGACAUUAAUGGCACUUUCUCGCGCUAAGUUUAGUGUGAUCGUUUUUAGUUGGACGGCAGGUGUCAUGUACUCGACUCUUUUCACAAUGCCUUACUUGCUUGUGGCGCACUAUCAUUCCAUGGGCACAUUUGAAGUGGAUGGAAGUGGCACCGCCAAACUGGAAUCUGGAGUGCGGGGAUUGGGUACAGAUGUUGCUAUCGUGAGCAGUAUGGUUUUUUUAGCUCAAUUUAUUCUAUCAAUGUGCAUGGGCGUAAUUGUCAAAGUAACUGGAACGACUACAGCUGUAAUAAGUACCGCCAGCUUUUUGAGUUUCUGUGGUGCUCUGUCUGCCACAAAAAUAAUUUACCUGGAUCUAUAA